This is a messenger RNA of Phlebotomus argentipes, 2238 nucleotides long. RefSeq lists its product as uncharacterized. Gene Ontology annotation, molecular function: peptidase activity. NCBI's taxonomy places the organism in Eukaryota, Metazoa, Arthropoda, Insecta, Diptera, Psychodidae. The transcript has 8 exons. Bases 326 to 1966 code for a protein of 546 amino acids. Gene Ontology annotation, biological process: protein modification by small protein removal. The record is from RefSeq and is a predicted model, not a curated record.
AUAUUUUUAGCAAAAAGACUGUCUUUUCCCUCCACCAACAAGUUUUCGCGCAUAAUUUUCGAGAAACACGAAGAAAUAUCGCAUGAAAACCUAACCGAUUUUCCCAACUAGUUUACAUCGCGACUCUGCCAGAGCACAAGCAAGUCAAUUCGCCAAAAAUUGUUACAUCUUCUUCACAUUGUGCUGCAAUUAGCAUUAUUUUCCUCAAUCCAACAAGUGAAGAGGAAGAGAUUUAUUUAGUGUGAAUAUUUUUUAGAUCUCAAGAGUCAAUUGGACACACGUCUAUUCACGGUGUAACUGCAGGAGUGAGAGUGAAGUGUGGAAGAUGGACGACGACGGAAGCCACAAAGUGGAGCUCUAUAUAUACGAUCUGACCCAGGGCAUGGCAGCCGUCAUGUCCUCGAUGAUCUUGGGCCGGCACAUCGAGGGCGUUUGGCACACUGGAGUCGUUGUCUUCGGCCGGGAGUACUUCUUCGGCGCCCAGGGCAUCCAAGCCUGUCCACCGGGCGGAACCGUUUUGGGAGCACCGCAGAAAGUUGAGAAAAUCGGCGAGACUUUCAUCCCAUUUCAAGUCUUCAAGGACUACGUGCGUGGCUUAGCCGAAAGCACCUUCAGAGGCUCCUGCUACAGUCUGCUGAAGCACAACUGCAACACAUUUUCCAACGACUUGUGCCAGUUCCUCUGUGGCAUCUCCAUCCCCAAGUACAUCUUGGACCUGCCGCAGGAGUUCCUCGGCACGCCUCUGGGCCAGACCUUAGGACCACUGAUUGAGAGCAUAGGCGCCAGCGAGAAUACGCAGCACUUCUCAUUCGAACCGCAAAUCGGUGCUCGUGAGCCAAGUCCGGGCUUUGAUGAGCUCAACAGUGAGAUAGAGCAGGCACGUCUGCAGUCCUUAGCGCUGAACGAGCGUCGCAACACCAUCAAGGAGAAGAUUGCCAAGAAGGAGCGCAAGAAAGAGAAGAAGAAGCGCAAGCAUCACGCCAACAGCAAUUCAGAGAGUGAUCACAACUCAAACACCGGCAUGUCUGAGGUGGAGGCCAAUGCGGAGGUGAAUGGCGCCACGACGAAUGGCGACGGAGCCAUUCCGUCUGAGAUGCUGCCAUCCGAGAAGGUGCUGGAGGAUGAGGCCAGAGAGAAGCGCGAGGAGGAGGAGCGAAAGCGCCAGAGAGAUCCUCCGGUGGUCUUCAAUAACAUCGAUCCAAAAGUGGAGCUUGAGUCCCUCGUGAAGCUGCUGGACGGUAAAUUGUCCAAGGACGAUGAGACUUCCAUUGAGGAGCUGCAUCAGUAUCUGCUGGAGGGCGAAGGAUCGUGGGCUCUCAGCGAUGGCUUCCUCGUCUUCGCCGAGCGUGUCCUCCGCGAUCCGGGCAUCUCGACAGAGACGCGAGUUCACCUGCUUCGAGCUCUGGCCAAUGCCGCCCUGAAAGACGAUGUGAUCCUGCUUUUGCACCAAGACAGGCGCGAUCAUGUGCUCAUGAACUACGCACAAGACAUCGAUCGUCACUCUCCUGAGGAGCAACAGGCGCUCGCGCUCUUUAUGUGCAAUUUGUUCGAGAACUCCAGCUCUUCCGAGUGGCUGCUGUACAUCUCCGAGUGGACUUACAACGGUGGCCAGACAUCGAAUAUUCGCGCCUCGACGAAAGUGGCGGUUCACUGUCUCUUGGCCUCCUGUCCCACCCUUCAGGAUCUGGGCACCGCCAUCAUCCACAACUUGGCGUGCAAGGAGGUAAAAACCGUGGUGUUUGACGAUGUUGCUGUUGAGUUGGCGAUGGCUAUUCUGCAGUUCUUCAACGCCAAACCCAAUGAGGAGCAUUUAUUCAGAACAAUCAAGGCUCUCGCUCGUUUCAUAACGGUUUCGCCUGAUGUCCCACAGCUUGUGCAGAUGAUUGGACCAAAUCCGUCCACUUUCAAAGGCGCCAGUGAACGUGUUGAUGAACUAAUUGCACAGGUUGCGAAGAAGAUUCGUUGAAAUUAACCCGGUUUAACCAAUAAAGCGUGAAAAAUACAAAAUAGACAUAAAUUCUCCCUUAAAUCAUGAUUCUUCUCUGUUAAAGGAAAGACUUUAUCUUGCAAAAUGUUAGUGAAUUACGUGAGUUUUCUAUGCUAAGUUUAUCUUUCUUCCCUUUUUUGUACAUAAAAAGUACCUUCAAAUAUCCCUUAAAAAAUGAAGUCUCUUUUCAAUUUGUCACACUUUUUAUAUCAAUUGAUCUUAAUUUGUAAUAAAAAUUACUGAGUGUUAAA